Messenger RNA from Sarcophilus harrisii (Tasmanian devil), 3948 nucleotides. Its product is annotated as doublecortin domain-containing protein 1. The record is from RefSeq and is a predicted model, not a curated record. NCBI's taxonomy places the organism in Eukaryota, Metazoa, Chordata, Mammalia, Dasyuromorphia, Dasyuridae. The coding region runs from base 420 to 2687 and encodes 755 amino acids. The transcript has 19 exons. Gene Ontology annotation, biological process: regulation of mitotic cytokinesis; intracellular signal transduction. Gene Ontology annotation, molecular function: microtubule binding.
AUAAAUCAUGGAGGGGCCAACAAACCAAGCCAGUAGGAACAUUUUGGAGUUGAAGAUCCCUUCUAGAAUAACCUUACCUCUAUGUGACCAAUUCUUAACCAGAGGAGAGCUUAAUGAGGUGUACUGCAGUCCUGAGGCUGUCCAAUGAAAAAGGGAUGGAAAUCUUCUACUUGAAAGACCUGGAGGGAGAUGACCUGAGGUAAACUCCCAGAAUUACUUGGAGUCCCCCUCUAUAUGAAGAUCUCCUGUUUCUACCCCCUCCUCAAAUUCUUUAGACUCAGUGAUGGAAACAGAAGAGAUAUAUGUAUCCUGUGAAGAAUAGCAGAUCAAUCCUAAAGUGACUAUCACCGAAUAGAAAAAAGCAACUCUUCUUCAGUCAUUUAUCUUCAGAUAUUUCCAGAAUCCAGACCUUCUGAAUCAUGUACAAGACAAAGAAUAAGCAGAGGAAUCAAAUUUUUCAAUGCACAAAAGAUAUUCACAACUCGGAAAAAGUUGGCAUCCAGAUGCUUUUUAGACCUUUAGCUCUGAUUUUAGGAUCUUGUGGUACUGUUAUGUCUGGAGCCAGCAUGGUUGUAAGUAAAUCCGAAGUUUGGGUAGAGGAAGAAUCACUUACGGAGCCAGAAGAAAAGCAGGAAGGAGAAAAUUCCCCCAAAGCUGAAGUUGCUUCUCCAGAAAUUCUCAAUCAGGCAAAGCAUAGGAUGUUGCAGAAGUCCUGCCAUCAGCAGUUUGAAUUCAGAGAUGGACAUAUUUUCAGCUCUUGCAUUCCGAACUUGGUCUUGGGGGUCCAACAUUUUAAAUUGCAUUCAGGUUCCGGGAUUGUUUUGGUGAAGAAGAAUUGUUUUGAUAAGCAUCAGAAAUGGCUCCACAAAGAAGAGAGCAGGACAUUUCACCUGAUGAUUAAUCCAAACCUGGUACUUGCAGUAGCCCUGCCCACAGUCUCAAUGGAGAAUCUUGCCAAGAUCAAAAGUUUCCCUGUUAUUAUUCAGACGUACAAACCGUACUCUAAUGGGGCUUCCAAUCAAAAGUGGCUUUACCUGAAAAACAAGAACAUACUGAAGGCCUUUCAUAGCUCAAAGAUGGACAUAGAAGUCACGAUUGCGAAUCAUGCUGGCAUUUGUACGUCAACUGUGACAAACGAAGAGGAGGUCAACCAAGUAGGCUACUCCUUCCGUCCACCUGGCAGCAAGACCAGGGUCAUGAUCUGCUUGGCCUGCGCCAGGUCUGUGGUCAGCCAGAAAGAUCUGAAAAAAUUAUUUCCAGGAAUCAAGUUCUUCUGUGCCUUUGGUUCCAGGGAGUGCAAACAAUUCACCUUAAGAAACCCUAAAGUCAUCAAUAUGAGCCAGAGUGAUUUAUCCUCUUGUGAAGAUGAAAACAGUCUAAGGCAUUAUGAAGAACUUCUGUUAUCUUUUCAACGAAGGGUCAACAUGCAAUCUUUGUCACAUGAUAUUUUGGCAACCAUGCGCCAGACACCGGUAAAAAUAAUCGCGCACAAAAAUGGAACGAGAUCCGCUAAUGGCAAAUUAAUUAUUGCUCAAUCUUUCCCUGUGCUUCUUUCAGGAUGCACAUUACAGCUUGGUCUGAACAGAGCAGCUUCUAGACUCUACACAUAUGAUGGCACAGCCAUCCUUAACCUAAAUAAUUUAAUUUUGUGGGCUAUAAAUGAAUUUUUAAAAAAUAGAGACUCAGAAGAUAAAAAAUAUACUUCUUCUGAGGAGAACAAAGAAAUGGCUACUCAGAGUGCAGAAGAUAAAAAAACAAACCAAGGAGAUAGCAAGCCGUCUCCACAAAUCAUGAUGCCAGCCCGUUUUCAUUCUUUCAACUCUUCUUUGCUCUCCCACAUUCUCAAAAAUCCCAUAGAAGUUUGGGUUUCAUGUGGGGAACCAUUUAUACCUCUGGAUGCUCUGCAAAGAUCAGAAAAACUUCAGAGAAAGAAUUGGCUAAAGAAAGACAGAAUUUUGGCUGAUCUGGAAGUCAUGAAACAUAAAAUGAGACAGUUAAAAGGACGAAGAGUCUUUGAGAGUAAUCCUGGAAACGGAAUUUACCCUAUUUGCCCUGGUAGGGGCACAGUACUCAGAGGUAACUGGAUGGAGCCCUCUCAGGAGGAGAGGAAAUUACUGAAGUACAUUAUAAGUGCUAAGGCACGCCUUACUGAGGUCCAAAGCCAUGAGACCAAAUGCAAUUCUCCAGUGUCGACUAAACAGACCAGCCUGUAUCUUCAGCCCAACACAAAAAGAGUCUUUGCUUACCUCAGCGGUCACGAACAUGAAGAUGGUUUUUAUGUCUGGGGCAGAUCAAUUGCAGAGCUCCUGAAUGAGAGCUCCCUGCGCCUUGGGAUGAUGUGCCCGGCCAAGACCAUGUAUACCCUGGAUGGAAAGCCCCUGACAUCUUGGAAUGAUAUUAAGAGGGACAUGGUCAUUUGUGUUUCUGCUGGAAACCAUUUUGUAAGCCAGAAAGAUAUAAAGCAACGGGUGUCCAUGCGAGCAAAUUAUGCUCGUAUCAGAAAACUGAAGGGGCCUCAUGCUACAGAUAUUGUUGCGUUUUCCAUAGAGAGACCCCAAUCCAAGACAAAUAGGUCAGACUCAAUCCUGUCUCUGCACACAGCUUCUUGUUUCGAAGGCUGGGAUCGGCCUCGUUCAGCUACCGCAAAACAAAUGAUUACAGUAGAGAAGCCAUUUAAAAAAAAAUGAAGACAACGUGAAUUGAGAUGAAUGCAAAUUUUCCAAACCAAAUUUGAACAUUUAAAGAAAAUUCCAUAUUAGGCUCAAAAGUACAAAGUGUUUUUCCUCAUUUUGGGGGAAAUUGCCUCCUUUGUUUAGAAAAUUGUCUGUAGCCCAUCUGUCAGUUGGUGGUGAGGGAUAUCACAUAGACAAGAGGAGAUAGGGCUAGGCAAGGUAAUGCUCAUUGUGGAGAAAGAUGAAGAUGUAUACUGACUCUAGUUUUCUAAUCUGCAGGAGUUGGUUUGAAUGACCAAUCCUCAGAGGGACUGGGAGGGCUAACCAGGAGAGUGAUUCCUGCUGUUAACCCUCGCAAUCUCAAUAAUGCCCACCGGCCCCCUUAAAAUCUCAAGAUGGGGGUGGUCCCUUUUGUUGUUCCGUCGCUAUCUGCUUUCCUGUCUAACUCAAUUAGCCUUUGAGUAUAUCCAAGAUACAAAAUGAUGUUUUCUAAAAAUUAAGGAAAUAUAAUGAGAUAGAUACCCAAAUAUAUAGAAUGUUAUGGAACCGUUGCCUGUUGAGGCAGGGAGUCUAUUCUAGCACCACACAGGUUUCAAAUGACGACAUACGACUUAAUGGUAGGUCUACCUGAUGGUCUCUUAGGUAUCUUCAGCUUUGUUCCCACAAACCAAAAGGCAACUAAGGUUUUGUUUUUAUUUUUAGAUUAACCAUCUCCCUCUCACUCACCCUCACCAGCAGUCCUUUUUCGUCACUCAACUAAUUUGCGAGGAAAAAUUUUGGUGGACUCCAGUUCAUUUCAUUUUCUUUCUUGACAGUCCAUGAAAAUAGUUAAAGGUGGACACAGUCAGUCAAAUAUAUUAGCAAUAUGUAUACAAUCCCUUCUCCUUAAAAAGCCAGGAAUUAACACUUUCUUUUCAGCUCCUUGUCAAUUUGAAAAAAAAAUGAAUUAUUAUUUUCAGGUCAUUUUUUUAUUUAUGCCUUCCAUAUUCCAGCUAGAUAGAAUCUCUUCCUUUUCUUCUCUUUUCUUCCCUUCCCCUUCCUGUUCUCUGAAUUUUUCUCUUCCCUUCCAUUCCCCCCCCUUCUCCCCCUCUCACACACACCCCUGCAAACAGUUCUAUCCACCAGCUGCUAUAUCAAGUCAAGCUUUCUUAUCUAAAAAGGUCCCCUUUACUUCCCCCUUACCCAUCCAAUGAUACUUAUUGAUAUUCUAUCCAUCUUUCAAAACCUAGGUCAAGAAACCUCUUAUUAAGAUGGCAGCAUGAAGGUUAUAAAGGAA